AUGCAAGAAGUUCAAGUAUCUAGGCGGGCGCGUCCUGAUCGGGUUGCGCCACUGGAGUUCCACAACGAAUUGAGGGUCGGACACGAGCACGAUACUUCCAAUGCAUCCCGCAGGGAUGCUCUUCCGAGGUCUGCAAUCAAGCUCGUGGCGCGCGCGUCGCGAGGCUUUCUCACCAACUCGAAGAGAGACCACCGCAUUUUUUGA
Molecule: messenger RNA, 204 nt
Organism: Klebsormidium nitens
Lineage: Eukaryota; Viridiplantae; Streptophyta; Klebsormidiophyceae; Klebsormidiales; Klebsormidiaceae
Source: the annotation of a GenBank genome assembly